Echinococcus granulosus is the source of this 981-nucleotide messenger RNA. RefSeq lists its product as hypothetical. NCBI's taxonomy places the organism in Eukaryota, Metazoa, Platyhelminthes, Cestoda, Cyclophyllidea, Taeniidae. The transcript has 3 exons. The record is from RefSeq and is a predicted model, not a curated record. The coding region runs from base 1 to 981 and encodes 326 amino acids.
AUGUUUUGUUUUGGCUUCUACUUUUGUGUGAUUACUGGUGAUCUGCUUAUUUUUUCUUGUUCUUUUAUAAUUUUAUUGUUUGGCUGUUUUCUAUUCCAUAAUUUUAAUGUUACCAUUCCCGAUGAAGACAAGUCACUUACGACUUCACCUGAGCCCGAAAUAGCACCACCAACAGCGGAAGUGUCGGAUAUCGAUACAAUACCAAAUACUAUCACUUCUGUUUCCCCUCCGUUAACCGUGGUAGAGUUCACCACUACAACGCCAAAAAAAGUGGAUUUUAGUCACUUUGUCCCAAUAGUGGAUCUCUCGAAUAUGAUCGUCCGAGUGUUGAAUACCAAGGAAAAUCGAGUUGUUCCCGAAGUUCGAAUAGAAAGGGGUUAUUUAUCAUUUGAAAAUGGGACCUCUAUUUUUGUUCGAGAUGUUCCAGGUUUUCUCCCUCCUGAAGAGGCCAUGUCUGACGCGACUAUCUCUGUUGAUUUAGUAAAGGGAACGACUACUCUACUUAAUUUGACAACUUCUAUCCCAAUAAUGUCUCGAAGUUCUUCGGAAGGAAUUCCUUUAGAGACAAUUCAGAAAUAUGGUGCAGGUGCGGUCUUUGAAAUGCUUCUUGACAACGCUAUCAUCCAUGUGGACUCGUAUCAAGGUGAUUGGACAGUGCAAACUACAGAAUCCUUUGAAAGUAGUUUAGUUCAGGAGGUUAGAGACGGUGUGCUCUACUUAGCUAAUGGCGAACAAGUAAAAAUGCCCACUACGGAAUCUAAAGACCAGGUGUUUGCAAUCGAGGCAGUGACUGGGGUUGUUCGAACCGUGAAUAAGGAGACUGGUGAAUGUUUUGCAAGUUUUCAGCCAGACAGUUCUGUAACAAUUCCACCGAAAGAAGAACAGACUUCUAAAGCUGAAGAAAAGAAGGAAGAAUUGACUUCACCUUUUCCGUUAAAGGAAGAAACAGCACCCUCUACAGGAAGAAGAAGCAUUGUCUAA